UCCGCUCCCUCUCUCUCCUCCCAGUCCCCUCCUCGGAAGUAGACGUAUCCCGUCUAUAUUCCGUUCUUAUUUUUUUUUAUAUAUUUAUAUAUCAACCCCUCCACCCUCAAAACUCACAAUGGACGACUAAACCGGAGCACGGGUCCUCGAUUCCGCCCGUCUUUCUUCCUGCUUGGAUCGAGAGGACCGGAUGAAACCCAACUGUGGUUUUCUCCGCUUCGCAGGGGAGGUAGCUGUAUCCAGUGGGGAGGUCGGCUCGACCCGGAGAGGCCAGAAUGAAGUCCGUCCAACCCUGGGGACGCCAGAGGCUGUCUUUUCUCCUGGAGAAGGCCGCCUCUAGGGAAGCCCAGACGUGGAGAGGCUACGUGGCCAAGAAGUCCACCUCCCAGGAUACAGACGUCUCCCCGGCGCAGCGGGACGAGGCGGUGCGCUGGCUGACGGAGCUCCACGGCCGGCUGCAGCUCUACCCAGAGACCCUGGUGUUAGCCGUUAGCAUCCUGGACCGCUUCCUGGCUCCCAUCAAGGCCCGUCCAAAGUACCUGCGCUGCAUCGCCGUCGCCUGCUUCUUCCUGGCUGCCAAGACCUGCGAGGAGGACGAGUGUGUUCCCUCUCUGAAGGAGCUGGCUGCCUCCAGUCGCUGCGGCUGCUCUCCGUCGGAGAUCCUGAGGAUGGAGAGACUCGUCCUGGACAAACUGGACUGGGAUCUGCACACCGCCACCGCUCUGGACUUCCUGCACAUCUUCCACGCGAUGGCGACGACGUCUCGCUCCGGCUUCCUGGACUCCGUCGGGUUGAACCGCUCCCAGCACCUCGGCCUCCUCACCCGCCGCCUCUACACCUGCCUGGCCGACCACGCCCUCAUGCAGCUCAGGGGAUCCAUGCUGGCCCUGGCCCUCAUCAGCCUGGAGCUGGAGACCUGCUGUCCUGAUUGGCUGGCGCUCACCAUCAACCUGCUGAGGAAGGCUCAGGCGGACAGCUCGGCGCUGAUCCGCAGCAGAGAGCUGGUCUCACGCAGCCUGUCCACGCCCAGAGCUUCCCUGCCUCCCAACACCGUUUACAUCUACCAACCCCUGCAGCUCGCCGCCCCGGGCCGCCGCCCGCCGGGGACCAUGGAGACGUCCAGGGACCAAGCCGCCCUGCCUCACACGGCGGCAGCAGCUGGAGAGGAGAGCAAAGCUCCGCCCCCUUCCCCGAAACACCUGAACCACCUGCAGAAAGUCCCGCUGCGCUGCAAAGCCUCCACCAAGCGCAAGGUGGAGCAGAUGGACGUGGACGACUUCUACGACGGCAUCAAGCGCCUCUACAACGAAGACGUCACCGCCACCGUCCAUGAGGGGGCGCCGCCCGCAGCUGGGGGCGGGGCUUACGGCGGUGACUCCUCCCCCUGCCCUCCUCUGCAGCCGGUCGGCGCCUUGUAGAAACGGGAACCACCUCGGCAGCCCGUCGGACCGACCGGGUUCUGGUGUCCGAUCGGCCGCCGGGCGUUCCCGUGGAAACGAGGCGCGGCGGGAACGUGGAGCCGUUCAGCUGGAACUGACCGCAACUCCCAUCAGCCCCUGCAGCUGGAAAACAGAGCAAAAAAAAAAAACUAAACAUCCAAAAUGUUUAAAAAAAAAUCUGCUUCUGAUGUAAUUAUUCUGUUUGUUUAACACAAAAAAUAUUUAAACAUAAAACUUCCUUAAAAACCCAACCGAACGUGUUUCUAAUGGUGAAAGUUUCACGUUUUUGUUGUUUUUUCUCUCUGCAUGUUUUCCUGUUUUUUUUGUUGAAACUUGGUGCCAUUUAUUAAUGUUACAUUUAAAAAACUCAACUUUCAGCUGCCAAAACGUGUUUUUUUUUUUAGUUUGUUACCUUGAAGUGAAUGCAUGAGAAAUGAUUUGUAGCUUUGAGGCUGUUUGGUUUUUCAGAACCAACCCAACCAACGACUCUCCGGUUCUCUGACCCAUCAGGACCAAGACGUUGGUUUUCACCCUGAAGGUGUCGAGGUUCACGGAGACGAUAUUCCCUCCUGUUUAAAAUGUUUUAACUUUCUGUUUAAAUUAUUUUUCCUCAGUGUAAAAAGCUCUGUUGCUCCUGCUGGAGGAGCUGCUGCUGGCUGCUUCAGGACCCUGAACACUAAAUAAAGACCUUACAACGAGA
Messenger RNA from Xiphophorus hellerii (green swordtail), 2139 nucleotides. It is a transcript of the gene ccni, whose product is annotated as cyclin I. The coding region runs from base 276 to 1418 and encodes 380 amino acids. The record is from RefSeq and is a predicted model, not a curated record. NCBI's taxonomy places the organism in Eukaryota, Metazoa, Chordata, Actinopteri, Cyprinodontiformes, Poeciliidae. The transcript has 10 exons.